Molecule: messenger RNA, 4299 nt
Organism: Gaeumannomyces tritici R3-111a-1
Lineage: Eukaryota; Fungi; Ascomycota; Sordariomycetes; Magnaporthales; Magnaporthaceae
Exons: 8
Coding region: 917-4012 (1031 amino acids)
Biological process (GO): oligosaccharide metabolic process; protein N-linked glycosylation
Cellular component (GO): endoplasmic reticulum membrane
Molecular function (GO): Glc3Man9GlcNAc2 oligosaccharide glucosidase activity
Source: RefSeq, a predicted model, not a curated record
GCGUGUUGAGCGACUUCCCAGACUUCCAUCUCAGCCCAACUCGCGGUUGGAGCCAGUCGAAGUUGCCGUGCGGCUGUCGAUGUGGUGUGGGGAGCUCAAGGGCCCAGUCAACCUCAACAGGAGCAGCGGGCACCAGCUGCCCGGCCAGGCAGGAAUGCUUCUCCUUAUCUGGCCAUGCUGCACCACUCAAGAAAGAAGGCCCAGGGCAUGGACUCCGCGGUCGGGUUGCGAGGCGCGGAGGCACGGAUGCAAGCAAAUCUGCCUACCACCUGCCUGCAUGCCGUGUCCGACGCGACGUAGUUGGCCGUGGUUGGUCGGGCCGGUAUCGCUUCUGACAGUCGUAGUUGCUGCGUCUGCAGUGGCGUGGACCAAGGACGGGGCGAGGGAGGAGCUUUGUGCUCCCACGGAGCUGGAAAAGCAAGCUCCCAACUUUUCAUCGGGUAGAAAGUGGAAAGCUCCUGCUGGUCCAGGCUGUCCCUUGUUGUUGGGAAGGGCCGACAAGGUGCCUUUGGCGCAGCGGGAGACAAGAGCAAGCCUGUGGUUCCAAUGCAAGAGCUCCCGCUGUCUCGCACCGCAGCAGGCUCCGCCUGGGUUCCAAUUCCGUGCCCAUCCAUCUCACAUAAUGAUCCUCGCUCUCCCCGCCAUCAACACCGUAACCUGAGCCCAGCUUAGCCGACACCGCAUUGGCCUUACUGACGUGAAUCAUCUUUGCUACACAAAUACGCCUCGACGGUCCUCACCAACUCUCCUCAAAAACAAUCCGUAUCAUUCAACACAGCUACAGCAUUACCCAUCUCUCUCGUCUUCGCUUGCCCUCGUGUCCCGCUCGUUGGACUUUCAGCCCACAAAACGCCCCUGGCGCUAGUGCGCAGUUUCUUCUGCCAAUCCCUGCUGGCCACCAUCCGCGCAGCCCAAGAUGGUCGUGUUCGAGGGCCACGAAUUCCUCACGGAGGAGGAGAGGCGCCUGAAGGAGGACCGCAGCCGGACAAAGUACUGGAAGAAAUGGGGCUCAUACGUCGCUGAGCGACAAUGGGCUACAGUGAGAGAGGAUUACAGCCCGGAUGGCGAUGCCUGGAGUCAUUUCACCCACGACGAUGCCCGGGCGCGGGCUUACCGAUGGGGCGAAGACGGCAUUGCUGGAGUAUGCGACACUCAUGGUAUGCAGAACAUCGCCUUCGCCUUCUGGAACGAAAAAGAUCCGUUCCUCAAGGAGAGACUCUUUGGUCUCUCCAACCCGCAAGGAAACCAUGGCGAAAGCAUCAAGGAGGCACAUUUCCAUCUAGACAAUCUCCCCACACACUCUUUCAUGAAGUAUUUGUACAAGUACCCGCAGAGGGCGUUCCCGUACGAAGACCUUCGCAAGGAAAAUGCUCGCCGGACCAAGGAGGACAAGGAGUAUCAGAUCGUUGACACAGGCAUCUUCGACGACAACCGCUACUGGGACAUCAUCAUCGAGGUGGCAAAGGAAGAUGAUGACCCAGAUGAGCUCCUGUUCCGUGUCACCGCCUGGAACCGUGGACCUGAUCCAGCCCCGCUCCACAUCGCGCCUCACGUCUGGUUCCGCAACACUUGGGCCUGGGGUCGUGAGCCUGCCGAUCACAAGCCCGCUGUCUGGGCACAUGAAGAUUAUCCAGGUGUGAUCAAGUCCAAGCACCACUCACUUGGCGAGAGAUACACUGUGUUCUCGCCUUCUCCUGGCGUCGGACCUAGCGGCUACGACGUCAUGCCUGAGACCAUCUUCACAGAGAACGACACCAACUUCGAGACUCUCUAUGAUGGCAAGAACCCCCAGCCAUAUGUCAAGGAUGCUUUCCAUCGCUACGUCGUGGAUGGAGAGAAGGCGGCUGUCAAUCCAGCUCAAAAGGGCACCAAAUCUGCUGCUGUGUACAGUUUCAACGAGGCUGGCGGCGUUGGCCCGGGUGAAUGCGCGGUUGUUCGCUUCCGGUUUUCCAAGCAUGACGAGGCCUACUUUGACGAAGAGGAGUUCGACAAUCUGCUGGACAGGAAAAAGGAAGAGGCGGACGACUUCUACUACAGAAUCAGUCCGCUGCCCAUCUCGGACGACCUCCGCAACAUCCAGAGGCAGGCUUUUGCCGGCAUGAUGUGGUGCAAGCAGCAUUAUUACUUUAUUUGGGACCAGUGGGCUAAUGGCGACCCGACCCAGCCGCCCCCUCCUGCCUCGAGGAAGGCGGUGCGGAACAGCCAAUGGAAGCACCUCCAUUGCGAUGACAUCUUGUCCAUGCCCGACUCGUGGGAGUACCCCUUCUUCGCCGCCUGGGACACGAGCUUCCACUGCCUCACCCUCGCUAUGAUUGAUCCAGACUUCGCCAAGAAGCAGCUCGAUCUCUUCACGCGGGAGUGGUACUGUCACCCGAAUGGGCAGCUCCCUGCUUACGAAUGGAACUUUGGCGAUGUGAACCCGCCUGUACACGCAUGGGCAACGUUCCGGACCUUCAAGAUCGAGCGCAAGAUGUACGGAAGACAGGACCUGGACUUCCUUGAGCGCGUGUUCCAGAAGUUGCUGCUCAACUUCACCUGGUGGGUGAACCGCAAGGAUGUUGACGGGAAGAACGUCUUUGAGGGUGGCUUCCUCGGUCUCGACAACAUUGGCCUCUUCAACCGAUCGGAGCCGCUGCCGACAGGCGGCACCCUGGACCAAGCAGACAGCACAGGCUGGAUGGCCUUCUACUGCCUUUGCAUGCUGAGCAUCUGCCUGGAGCUGGCCAAGCACCGCCGCAUAUACGAGGACAUGGCGUCCAAGUUCUUCGAGCACUUCAUCCUCAUCAGCGACGCCAUGACGUUCAGGACCGGCCAGAAGGACGAGAAGUCGCUGUGGAACGACGAGGACGGCUUCUACUAUGAUGCCAUUUCCUGGGGAGGCCCCUGGAUCCAGCAGUUGCCCGUUCGGUCGCUUGUCGGGCUCAUCCCACUCUACGCCACCUUGACCAUUGAACCCGAGCUGCUUAACAAGCUGCCCGACUUCAAGAAGAGGGUCGAGUGGUUCAUGAAGAACCGGUGCGAUGUGGCCGAACGGAACAUGGCCAGCAUUACCAAGCGCGGCAAGGGCGAUCGCAUCUUGCUAUCGAUUGUCAGCAAGGACAGGCUGGUCAAAAUUCUGAAGCGCAUGCUGGACGAGGAUGAAUUCCUCAGCCCCCACGGCAUCCGCUCGCUGUCCAAGUAUCACAAGGAGCACCCCUUUUCCAUGGAAGUCAACGGACAGAAAUUCACGGUUGGCUACGUUCCUGGUGACUCGGACAGCGGCCUCUUCGGGGGCAACAGCAACUGGCGAGGCCCCAUCUGGCUCUGCGUGAAUCACCUCCUCAUCGAGUCUCUCCAGCGAUACUACAUGUUCUUCGGGCCUUCUCUCAUGGUCGAGUGCCCCACUGGAUCUGGCGAUAUGAUGCACCUUGGUCAUGUCGCCGAGGAACUGCAGCACCGCCUGACGCAUCUCUUUGCGCGCAGGGACGACGGCCGCCGGAGCAUCAAUGGCGGCAGCGACCUCCACGACUUCGACGAGCACUGGACGGACAACAUUUGGUUCUACGAAUUCUUCGAUGGCGACACUGGUCGCGGCCUGGGUGCUACACACCAGUGUGGCUGGACGGGCCUGAUUGCCCGCAUGAUCCACGAGACUGGACUGAAGUGCCGUCUGCCUCAAACCCCCCGCACACCUUCUGUGGGUAUGGCGCACUACUUUGACGACAUCAUGGACCGUGGCCAUCAGCGACCGCGGACGCCGUCUACACCCAAGAUGCGCCGCUACUCUACUGCACGCUCAAUUGGCAGCCGGUCCGACUUUGAUACCAAUGGGAUGACAUCGGAAGCCUCGACACGCCGCCCUUCGAUGAGCGGACUGGGCGUCCAGAUGGCUGCCGACCCGGCCCUGCUCCGAGAGAGGGCAGAGGCUGACGAGGCAAUGCAUCAAUACAUCAACCAUAAGCUCAACAAAGUCAAGCAAGAUCGCGAUCUUGAGGAGCCAGGGGACGAGCUCGAGACCCACGCCUCCGACUAAAUACUGUUUCCUGCCCCUUAUCUCCUAUGGCCAUCACGACAACCAGGCUUCCCUAAAUGACACCUAGAAUAACCUACAUGACCCCUUCACCUUCAUCAGAUAUCAGACCACGGGUGCGGUAACAGUUGGGGGGUUGGCUGGGACAAGGCGACUGUUUGUGGACCUGGGAAUGGGUCCAGUAUCGUCUAGAAUAGUAUCGUUGAUAGAUCAGAGGUAGAGCUGGGAUGGCUGCCGCCACACGGCCUCAAUACAUUGCCACCCUGGGGCGUUUUUUGUUGCUGUUCGCA